Molecule: messenger RNA, 3648 nt
Organism: Acanthochromis polyacanthus (spiny chromis)
Lineage: Eukaryota; Metazoa; Chordata; Actinopteri; Pomacentridae
Gene: rab21
Product: RAB21, member RAS oncogene family
Exons: 7
Coding region: 290-961 (223 amino acids)
Biological process (GO): Rab protein signal transduction
Molecular function (GO): GTPase activity; GTP binding
Source: RefSeq, a predicted model, not a curated record
AACAGACGAUCUCCGCAGUGCUAGGUGGCUAACAGCUAGCUCCGUCCGACGCCAUUAGUUGGAGAAAAGCAGCGCCUCGGUUCGGUUCUUUUACCGGGUCUGGCUCCAUUCGGUCCGGUCUCCCUAGCCUCACUGCGGCCACACACCGACCACAGGCCGGUUCCCGAGCGCUGUCGAGGCGUCUCUCUCUUGAUUUUAGCCGGUUUUCGGGAGUCGGAAGCCGAUGUGAGCUCCAGUUAGCGGCGGUUAGCAUUAGCGGCUAGCUUGUUUUGAUAAAGCCCCGGAUCCGAUGGCGGCGGCAGCGGCGGCGGCUUCGGGCGGCCACAGCGGGAAGACGUAUUCCUUCAAGGUGGUGCUGCUGGGCGAGGGCUGCGUGGGGAAGACGUCGCUAGUGCUCCGGUACUGCGAGAACAAGUUCAACGACAAACACAUCACGACUCUACAGGCGUCCUUCCUCACAAAGAAGCUCAACAUCACAGGAAAGAGGGUGAACUUGGCCAUCUGGGACACGGCGGGUCAGGAGCGAUUCCACGCUUUAGGUCCCAUCUACUACAGAGACUCCAACGGAGCCAUCCUAGUGUACGACGUCACCGACGAAGACUCCUUCCAGAAGGUGAAGAACUGGGUGAAAGAGUUGAGGAAAAUGUUGGGAAACGAGAUUUGUUUAUGUAUAGUAGGUAAUAAAAUUGAUUUGGACAAAGACAGACACGUUUCAGUGGAAGAGGCGGAGAGUUAUGCAGAGUCGGUGGGAGCCAGACACUACCACACAUCGGCCAAGUUAAAUAAAGGCAUCGAGGAGCUUUUCCUGGACCUCUGUAAACGCAUGAUGGAGACGGCUCAGGCCGAGGAGAGGAUGAAGGGCAACGGCUCCAGCCAAUCAGCAUCCAGUAGGCGGGGCGUCCAGAUCGUGGACGACGAACCAGCGGCCACGCCGGCCGGCGGCUGCUGCUCGUCCGGCUAAACGCUAACGCUCCCUUCGCUUCCAGUCCUUAUAUCCACACACACAUUUAUCUGUUCGCUCAGCGCCGCCGCUGCUAGGGAUUGUGGGAAAUUAAUCUGUCUGAUCCUCCAAAAUAAAAGAGUCGUCGUGAUUAAAACGAGCGUUUUUUUAGCACUUUGAUUAUUAGAAACAUCUGCAGCUGUUCGUGCUUCAGACUAAAAACGUGUUAAUGAGAGUAGUUCUGGAGACGCGACAGGGUUUAACACACACAAACACACACAACAACAAACAGAUAAAAACAUGUUGGAGGAGGAGCAGACUGGAGCUAAAGGAGCAGCGACGCCACCCGGUGGACACUUUAGGUAAAAACACCCAAAGCAGCUGGUUCUUCAUCUACACUUCUGGUGAAAAUUACGACUAAAAUAAGUAAAAAAGCUGCAAAACUACCACUAGAAGACCCUGAAGCUCUACGAAAAUAAGUGAAUGUUCCACAAAAAGACGCAAAAUGACCCCAAAGAACUUCUGGUUCUUCGUCUGCAGGAACUUCAUCAAUGAUCAGAGUUCUACCUUCAGACUGGGAAUGUUUCAGAGUUCCAGGUCCUUAAAGUCCACAGAGGAGAACGUCUCUAGAACUUUCUACAGCUGAAUGUUCUCCUUUCUCACUUCCUGUGUUUCAGUUAUUUAGUUCCAGAAAAGAGGAAAAGCAACGCAAAAAGACGCAAAAUGAGCCUAGAGAGGUGAAACCGAAGGUCUUUAGAGUUGUCGAUGCGCGUGCUGUGAAACUUUGACUUCCUGUCUUUGAGUUAGUUUCAGGAAGGGGGAAAAUCAACACAUAAAAACACAAAUAUGCCACAAAAAGACACAAAAUCACCCUCGAGAGGUGAAACGACCACAAAAGUACGACAAAAUGCUGUAAAAUCACCACAGGAAGUCGCAACAAAAGCACGUCUGAGUUCUGGUUUUACAGAAGAUUCAUAAAAUCCAUGGAAGCUAUUGUAGAAAAAGAGUCUGCUGUUGAUUAUUGACCGUGUCAGAGAGUCAGAUCAGCUGAUUUUCAUGUCUGUAAGUAGUCAGGUGGAUACGGAGGCUACUGAGCAUGCUCAGAGAGGCAGGAAGCAGAGACUCAGAUUAGUGAGUAUUCAGUUCAUUUAAGAGGAAAGAAGUCUGAUUAUCUGUCAUUAAGUGUCCCAACGUCAGUUUGAGCUCAAAGAGAACAUUUAAGCAAAAUUAAAGCAAAAACACUAAAAGGUUCUUUGAAUAAUUGGCCUGAUUUUCAGAAUAAAAGCAUAAAUAACCACAUUUACGAAAACUGAGGCUUGAACUUGUCGUUUAAUAAAAUAUCUGAAAAAUAUGAGAAAAUCUUGAAUGAAAAACUAUUUGGAAAAAAAGUCAGUUAAUUUUGGUUUAAAAAAUAAAAUGAACGUAUUAUUUUCUGAUCUGUAAAUUUAAAAAAAUAUUUUGCUAAAUCAGGGCGGCUGUGAUCGACUUUACAACAUAUUUAGGUUAAAUGUUCACUUAAAAAGUCAGAAAAUAUAAACAAAAUUUAAAUAAUUAUUUAGUUUAUAAUUUAUAAAAUGAAGAAAAGCAGCAAAUGUUCACAUUAAAGGAGUUAAAUGACAGAAUAAUUCAGUUGUUUUGUAUUUUGUUGCUUAAUUCUGUCGAUUUAUUGCAAAAUCUAAACAUUUCUGCCAAAAUCACGGCUUCAGCAACAUUUAUUGUCCAUUUAAUCAACUAUUUCUGUUUGUAAAAUAUUACAAUUGCACUGAGAAAAAAACCCCAAAUCAGCUGUUUUUGUGUAAAAUCUUCUAUUUAUUCAGAUUCUAAUGAUAGAAAAUGAAGAAAAGCAGCAAAUUUUCACAUUAAAUGACAAAAUAAUUCACUUUUUUGUGUAUUUUGUUGCUUAAUUCUCUUUAUAAUUGAAAAAUCUGCUCAUAUUUUUGCCUUAUUUUGUUUCUGAUUUGGAUUUUUGAUCUAAAAAUGAAAUUAAACAUCAACAUUUGCUGCCAGUUUGUUCCUUUAUUUACUCAGAAAUUACAUUAAAUAUUAGAAUUAAAGCAUAGAAGAACCCUAAACUGACUUUUUUAGUCUAAAAUCUUCUAUUUAUUCAGAUUCUAAUGACAGAAAAUGAAGAAAAAGUGUCACAUUUUCAGACCAGAAAAGCUAAAAUCAGAGAAUAUUUCACUUUAAUUUGAUGUUUUCUGUUGAUUUAUUGCGGUUCUGGUUGAUUUCAGCUCUGCUCCUCUUCCUCCACGUCGCAUUUAUUUGGUUUUUCUAACAAACAAAACUUCACAUUUCAGACAGAGAAUGAUUGGGUGCAUGUUUGGUUUCUGUAAACGCCUUUGUUUGUCUUUUAAAAGAAAUAAAAGCAGCGGUUAUUUAAUAAGUUAUAUUCCCGUGGCGGUGAUGGAAACUCUGUGUACUUUUACUGUUUCUCCAUUAAUCUGCUUUUACUGCGAAACGUUGGACAAAAACUACAAAAACAGAAGAGAAGCCUGGAUUUCUCUGAGGAAAACUAACAAAGUCGUGGUCGGAAAUGAGGAAAAGAAUCGUCAGACUUUUUGGAAAUGUCAUUUUUUUAAACUGCUCGUUGUUUUGUAAAGAUAAGAGAAGAAUUCUAACGAUUUCCACGACGCAUGACGGUGUUUGUCUCUGCAGAAACACUUUUCAUUUCCCAACAUGCUCAAUAAAUAAAUAAGAUUCAUCAUUUA